Musa acuminata subsp. malaccensis (wild Malaysian banana) is the source of this 2038-nucleotide messenger RNA. NCBI's taxonomy places the organism in Eukaryota, Viridiplantae, Streptophyta, Magnoliopsida, Zingiberales, Musaceae. The record is from RefSeq and is a predicted model, not a curated record.
CGGAGCGAUCGCCCCACGUGAGCUAAAUCCGCUCUCCACAGAGUUCGAGAGCUCUCCUCCCUCCUCCGAUCCUUUGCCUCGAUCACGGGAGGAAGAUGGAGGCGGCCGAAGAAGCGGAGGGAAGCGCUUCGAAGGAAGAACCACAGGAAGCUCUCGAAGAGAUGCUCUCUAGACACCGGCAAGAGAUGACCAAGCUCCAUAGCAAAGAGAUGAGUCUGAAAAAAGCUGCUGCAAAAGGAAGCAAAGCUGAACAGAAAGCCAAGAAGAAGCAGGUGGAGAAUGAGAUAUCCCGUCUUCAAUCCCAACUAAAAGCUAAACACACACAAGAACUUGCAUCAUUGGGCUAUAAAGCAACUGAGAGAACAGAGAAGAAUAAUUUAGACAUUCUGGUGAAGGCCAUUGCUGGCGUUAAUGUCACAGGCAAUAGUGACUUGGCAAAACCCAGUAAAGGGGCAAGGAGAAGAGAAAGAAGAGCUCAGGAAGAAGCUGCAAGAGAGCAGAGGAUUCAGGAAGAACAGAGCAACAUGAUUAGCGAUCGCAUGAUUGAAAAUGAGAGGCUGGAGAGGAAACUGGAGCCCCUGGGAUUGACAAUCAACGAGAUAAAACCAGAUGGUCAUUGUCUUUAUCGAGCUGUUGAGGACCAGCUCUCACUUUACUCCAAUGAUAACUCGCACUACGUUUUCCAGGAGCUACGAAAAAUGGCUGCUAAUUACAUGAGAAACCAUGCAUCUGAUUUUCUACCAUUUUUCCUAUCUGAGAGUAAAAUUGAACUUGAUGCAGAUAGGUCACCCCUGGAAAGAUUUGAGAAGUACUGCGAAGAGGUUGAGUCCACAGCAGCUUGGGGAGGACAACUUGAGCUGGGUGCUCUUACACAUUGCCUUAAGAAACAUAUCAUCAUAUAUUCAGGUUCUUUCCCUGACGUGGAGAUGGGAAAAGAAUACAAGACUGAAAUAGGAAACAGUAUCAGCAACCCAAGCAUAAUGUUAUCGUAUCAUCGGCAUGCUUAUGGCCUUGGCGAGCACUACAAUUCGGUCAUUCCCAACACUGUGAGGUGGGAGCUGCUGGAUGUUGGCAACCAGAAUUCAGAAAGAUGGGGGCAUAUUCUUGACUUGGUUAUCUUUUUGCACUGGAUCUAAAGGUCAUUGCACCUAUGGGCUCAUGAAAUGACUCCUUUAGGGUCCCAUAGACAGGUCUGUGGUGCACUGAUUUCUCAAGCCUUCAUGUUGCUCAUUUAAAAAACAUUGCAUGUCCUGCAUCAUUUUUCUCUGUUUCAUUUUUUGCAGUAUGUAAGGAGAGGAGGAAAAAAAAACAGAGGGAUCAAGUUCUUAUUACCUUUUUAUCUCAUUUGUCAUCUCUUGAUAUCAAUCACAUGCCUCAAUAGAGUGAAGUCAUUGGUGGUCCUCUGAGCCAGAAUUGAACCAGGAGAGGACCACUAAGAAAACCUACUUCCAGACUUGUGGUGGUAAAAGGCAAAAGGAAGAACAAACCCAGAAAGAAUCUGAGAGAAACAGCUACAGGAUUUAAAUAUUUAAAUUUCAAACAGCCACCAGGGCAAUUUGUAGAAAGUAGAAUGGGAGCAUCUUCCAUAGUUGAGAGGCUUGUAGGUGUAGAUGUGAAAGCUUGAGUGGGGGCUUCAACUCAGGAAAUUAAAUAUCUCCUGGUACAAACCCAGCAUCACAUAGAAUGUGCCUUUUUCAUUCCACCACUAUGUCAACUGGUUUCAUGCAUUUGGUGCCACUGUAAUAAUUGUAGAUCUACAAAUAAUGGAAAGCAGCAGUCAGCCAUCAUCUGUUGGUAGCUUUAAGUUUGUCCCUCUUGCACACUUUCCACCCACCCACAUUGAAUGCAGUAACCAAUCCAUGCCAUGGACCACCUUUUUCAUAUCGUUGCUGACAACUAUAGAUUAUUGGUGGAUAUGAAAUCAUUUAAAAUCUUUGGAUGGGAGCUGAGUAGUGAUGAGGUGAAUUCUAGAGACUUGACAGGUUUGAUGAAACCAACGUUUUUACUGCUGUAUUUUUGUAGUUUUCAAAAGAAUAUC